UGUUUGCGCACAUCAUGUGCGAACCAGUCAAAUGCGAACGUUUUUCCGUGUCGAUCAGACACAUAAAUUGAAGUGGCCGGGAUUUGAGUGCAAUAAAAUUAAUUUUCUAGUGCUUCGGUUUUAAAAUGUGGUUUAUGAUCGGAUAUUCGGUUUGAAUUUAUUGACGAUUUUCGGAAUAUUAUGGCAAAAUGUGUAUUUUAAAGUGGAUUUUGGUUUAUUUCCUCUUACUGAAAACAGUGUAUUCACGAAUCGAAGUUCCAAUUGGCGCAAUUUUCGAUAAAGAAAAUGGGGAAGCUAAAGUUGCAUUUAAGCAUGCGGUGUUCCGUGAAAAUAUGUACGGUGCAAAAUUCAAUCUUAUUCCCAUCAUUAAAAAUAUUGAUGCCACAAAUACGUAUGAAGCUGAGGAGGCUGUGUGUUCGAUGUUCUCGGAAGGUGUAGUUGCAAUAUUUGAAUCAUCAAGUGGGCAAUUUAAACAUACUGGCAUCGUGGCAUCAAUUGCAAAUGAGUUUGGUGUUCCGCAUUUUAUGAACCAAUGGACGCCUGAAUUACCGGCGUUUAAACGGCCAUUUCGUCAGUUUACGCGAAAUUUGUUCCCAAGUCCAAGCAUUUUCUCUCGUUCUUUGUCCGACCUAGUCAAAGACUAUGAUUGGACUUCAUUCACCUUGAUUUAUGAGGAUAAUUAUGCUUUGAUGCGACUGCAUGAUGUUCUACAGUAUCAUGACACUACAGUUGGUCCGGUUAUGGUUCGCCAGCUGGACGAAAACGAAGAUCAAAUGCCAAUGCUAAAAGAGAUUGCAAAAUACGGUGAAACGAGAAUCAUCUUGGAUUGCAGCUUGGAUAGAGUGAUACCCAUUUUGGCACAGGCAAAAAAAGUCAAAUUACUCGAAGAGUACCAAAAUUAUAUCAUUACAACAAUCGAUACGCAUACGAUUGAUUUCUCUGAAAUCGAAGGCAACCACGCCAAUAUCACCACAUUUCGAAUCAUCGAUCCGGGCAGCGUUGAUGCCGAAACCGCUGUACACGACUGGAAACAGGAUGCGGCGAGAAAGGGAGAAAGCACUGGCUAUUCGACCGAGAAAAUUAAAACUGAAUCAGCUCUUAUUCACGAUGCCGUUAAAGUAUUUUCGUCAUCUCUACGCGAUUUCUCUCUGAAUGCCGAAAUUGAAUUACCUGAACUGGACUGCAAGGAGCCGAAAAAGUGGGAACAGGGCGAAGUGAUACUGAAAAUUCUGAAUGAAAAAACGGAUGAAGGAAUAACCAGCCGAAUAUCGUUCAACGACAACUUCGAGCGGAAUUAUUUUGUCUUGGAAAUUAUUGAGUAUUCGUUUGCGGAGGGCCUGAAGAAGAUUGCAACGUGGGAUCCCGAUAAAAAGAUUACAAUGCUACGCACAACCGAAGAAGUUGAACUGAAAAUUUCACAAUCAUUGCAAAAUAAAACCUUGAUUGUAACAACACGCACUGGAAUGCCUUACAUGAGAAUCAAGCCAGAAUACGAUGGGAUUCCCUGCGAAGGAAAUCAUUGCCUCGAAGGAUAUGCGUAUGAUCUUAUUGAUGCCAUUUCCAAUAUUUUGGGCUUCAAGUAUGAAUUUCGUUUGGUGGCUGGCAAUAAAUAUGGCUCUUAUAACAAGGAAACAAAGAAAUGGGAUGGUCUAGUAAAAGAGCUUUUGGAUCAUAAUGCUGAUAUGGCAAUAUGUGAUUUGACCAUUACAUACAUGAGAAGAUCAGCUGUUGACUUCUCCGCUCCUUUUAUGACACUGGGAAUAAGUAUUUUGUAUGCCAAACCAGAAGCAGAGCCACCGAAUUUUUUCGCCUUCAUGGACCCAUUGUCAUUGGAGGUGUGGCUUUAUAUGGCUACAGCUUAUUUGAUUAUGACCGUCGCACUUUUAAUUUUAUCAAGAAUGGCGGCUGAUGAUUGGGAAAAUCCUCACCCGUGCGAUGAAAAUCCCGAAGAAUUGGAGAACAUAUGGAAUAUGCACAAUUGUAUUUGGUUGACUGUAGGCUCUAUUAUGCAGCAAGGAUGUGAUAUUUUGCCGAAAGCCGCAUCAACUCGCAUUGCACUCAGUUUUUGGUUCUUCUUUGCUCUCAUCAUCAUUUCGUCGUAUACAGCCAAUUUGGCGGCUUUUUUGACCAUGUCUAGGAUGGGCGUUUCAAUUGAAAGCGCCGACGAUUUGGCGAAACAAACAAAAAUUAAGUAUGGAGCCGUGCUGGGAGGCAGUACACUACAAUUUUUCAAAGACUCCAACUUUUCAACGUACCAACGUAUGUGGAGCGCUAUGGAAUCGAUGGACCCAUCACCAUUUGUCGCUGAUAAUAAAGAAGGGAUCGAACGCGUUCUUAAAUCAAAGGGCGGGUAUGCAUUCUUGAUGGAAUCCAGCCAAAUUGAAUACUUUUCCCAGCAAAAUUGCAAUUUGACUCAAGUCGGUGGACAAUUAGAUAGCAAGGGCUAUGGUAUAGCUUUGCCGUUCAACUCUCCUUGGCGUACACUCGUCAGCCACUCAAUAUUGAAACUCCAAGAAAAUGGAAUAUUGCUUCAACUCAAAGAAAAGUGGUGGGUUGAAAAUAAUCCAGGCGCCGGUGAAUGUGGUGAUGACAGUGGAGGUGGAGGAGAUACACCUGAGUUGGGAUUAGAUAAUGUUGGUGGUGUAUUUCUCGUUCUUGGAGCCGGCCUGGUGGUUGCGGUUAUCGUUUGUAUCAUCGAUUUCAUAUGGAACAUUCGGCAAAUUGCUAUCGAUGAAACGAUUACACCAUAUGAAGCUUUGGUUCGCGAAUUGAAAUUCGUUAUUGAUCUACGGCAAACAACAAAACCAGUGGGAAAAGGACUUGAAGAACGAUCUGAUUCGUCUCGUUCAAGCCAAUCAUCAAAAUCGGAUCGUUCGCUAAAAUCAGCCAUUUCCAAAGAAUCGCUCAAAACAGCGGAAAGUGAAAAACUUGAUAGGGUUUAGAUUCAGAAUGUAAACACUUGAUCUUCAUAUCAAUCGAGAUGGAUUCUAAUUCUCGGUUGGAUAUCGAAUAAAUCUUUCAUUUCAUUUUGCUCAUUUCAACAUCAAACGCUAUCAUUGUGAGCUAUUUAUGUGAAAAAUCCGCUGUUUAAAUAAAUAAAUCGAGUGUGAGUCAUAACAAGUGGUUUUGAAA
Sitodiplosis mosellana (orange wheat blossom midge) is the source of this 3132-nucleotide messenger RNA. Its product is annotated as glutamate receptor ionotropic, kainate 2-like. The record is from RefSeq and is a predicted model, not a curated record. Gene Ontology annotation, cellular component: postsynaptic membrane; plasma membrane. Gene Ontology annotation, biological process: synaptic transmission, glutamatergic; monoatomic ion transport; modulation of chemical synaptic transmission. NCBI's taxonomy places the organism in Eukaryota, Metazoa, Arthropoda, Insecta, Diptera, Cecidomyiidae. Gene Ontology annotation, molecular function: glutamate-gated receptor activity; transmitter-gated monoatomic ion channel activity involved in regulation of postsynaptic membrane potential. The transcript is spliced from 13 exons. Bases 189 to 2942 code for a protein of 917 amino acids.